UGCUCAGCAUUCAUAAUCGGUGAAGAGGAGCACCUCAUAAUCAUUCUGGGCGCUUCACUAUCGUUCUCGCUGAUAAUUCGCGUCAUUCGAACCGUCUCAACGUUAUUUUCAUUUACCUCAUCAAUGUGGGAUAUUUUCAUGUUCUGUUUGAUCACAGCACAUGCCCUAUCAUUCUUUUCUAACAGCUAUAUCGUGUUCGAGUCAUCCGCGAUACGUGAGUUGAAGAUGGCGCGUUUCCUGUUUGGUAUUUUUGUUGUGGGAGGUGCUUUGCAUUAUGGAGCAAAAUCUUUGAAUAUUCAUCCGUCAGAAGUGUGGAAUUCGUCGCUACUUUUCCCAGCUCCCCUUACCAUAGUGCUUCAUUGGAUGACGUACUGGUUGUCCGAAGAGAUGGCAGCCCGUAAUCCUCAAUUUCCACUCUUAACUGCUCAGAUUGUUUAUGGCUUAUCGACCUUGAGUAUAAUACUUCUGGCCUGUCGCAUUACAGUGGGAGAAAACAUUACGAAUAUGUAUGGCUGCUCUCUAUCCUAUUUAUUCUCCAUAGCUGCCUCUUUAAUACUAAUUCUGGGCGAUGGCCUUGUAUUUAGUUUUGUCACUCUUAUUGUAAUAAUGUUCCUCAUCCGACAUGUUACCGAGGAUGAGCAUUAUCAACUAACGAUCAUUGUGCUGUUGAUGUCGCACGGCUUCUUCGCGCUAUCGCACCAACCAGUAUUCUCAUCGAUUCCAUGGCAAGCGGCCUUCAUCGGUAUCCCGGGUAAUUUCUCAUGGCAAGCAUUGCCAGCCACACUGGUCAUUAUGCAUAUCUUCGCGGCCCAUAUUAUCGUUUGUGCUGCACUGCCAAUGUUCAUGACUCAACAACUGGAGCAUCAUUACGGCCUAGCUCAUUGGUCUUACAAACUACUCUUCUUUUAUUCCCUGAAGGUUUGUAUAACUCUUCUCAUCGUCUUCAAAUUAUUUACUUUUUCCACCUAG
Molecule: messenger RNA, 969 nt
Organism: Gongylonema pulchrum
Lineage: Eukaryota; Metazoa; Nematoda; Chromadorea; Rhabditida; Gongylonematidae
Source: the annotation of a GenBank genome assembly